UGGUUAGGAGUGGUCUUGGAUACUAUGUGAUGAUGAUGAUGAUGAUCAAAUAUAUAGAACACCAACCACUUGUUGCUUGGAUCUUGAAUUCCAAACCGUUGAUCUCAUCAUCACCGAUCGCCGCAGUGUGUGCUGAUUGAAUGUAAAUAAAAUCGUUGGAAUUAAUUUUUUUUUUUAAUUCACCGAAAUCAAGAUAUGAAGUUCUUGUCAUGUAUAACAUCAAUCGAUGACAAUGAUGAAAAUAUCGUCGUUGCUGAUCAAAGUAAAAAAUCUCAAUCAUGGCAUGAAACAUUAAGACAUUUAUUUAAAUCAAAUAAAAAGAAUCGUGUUGUUAUUUCGGAUCCAACACCAUUGUCUAAAGAAAAAGUACCCGAAGUUACUGGAGUUGUUCAAAUAGGCCCAGAAGAAUUGGGUGAAAUUGUUGACAAAUCAUUGAAUAAUAACAAUAAUAAUAAUAAUAAUGGUGAAGAGAUAUCAACGGUGACGGAAUCGGUUGUUCCAGAUAAAGUGAAUGCCGAAACUAAUACUGAACAACAUGAAUCGAGUCAAAAUGAACAACAACAACAACAAAAUGAUCAGUUGGUUGAAUCAAAAACAUUGGAAAAUUUAAAAAAUUCCGACAAUAAUGAACUCCUCAGUUAUGGUUGGUAUUGGGGUGAUAUAUCACGACGAGAUGCCGAAAAUUUAUUAAGAGGACGAGAAGAAGGAAUAUUUUUGGUUCGUAAAAGUUCAAAUCAACGAUUUCUUUAUUCAUUAAGUUUUCGUUCGAAUGGAAAAACACUUCAUACUCGUAUUGAAUGUUCAAAUGGUUUAUUUGCAUUCUAUUCGAAUGAUUCGAAUAGUUGUAAAGAAGAAAUCGAUGGUAGCGAAUCACUAUAUGAUCUGAUCUCGGAUGCAAUGAACCAGAAUAAUGCCGAAAAUAUAUUCUUUUAUUCACGUGGUCUACAAAAUAAUGAAGCAUCACUUCAUACAAUAACAUUGGUUAAACCAUUAUCACGAUAUCAAUAUAUUAUCGAUUAUGAUUAUCUUAAUAAUGAUAAUGAUGAUCAACAUGGUUCAUUACAAUAUUUAUGUAAAUUUAUCAUACAUCAUUCAUCCAUUGCUCAGGCUAGAUUUUCGAUGCAACGAAAUUCAUUACCAGAAGAAUUAGAAUCAUUUCUAAAUAAUGGUCUCCUAUUUCCUUAUGUUGUUCAACAAGGCAAAAAACAAAAAUGAGCUUAUCUUUUUUUUUUUUAAUUUUCUCUCAUUCUUUGAUUGAUUGUGUUCAUUUGUGUUGCUUUUUAUCCUAUUGAAAAGCAUUUAGACAAAUUCCAACAAAUUCUUUUAUUUUUUUAGAAGAUAAUUUUUUCCCUACAAUAAAAAACGAAAUUGUUUUCGACAAAUUAUAUCAAAAAAAAAAAAAAAAUUCUAAAAAUUCAAAUUAUUCAGGCAUUAAUCGAUUGUAUCGAUUGUGUUCAUCACUUUAUGAUUAACGAUUAUAAUUCUUCUGUGCAAAAAAAAAAAUUCCUCAAUCAUUAUCAAAAAGUAGCAGUAACAAAAUACACUUGCUGCAUAUUUUUAACUAGCAGCAAAAUAACAAUAGUGGGAUAUCAACAAGAAAUAAAUGUCAUUCACUACAUUAUUCACUACUACCACGUUCGACCACAUUUAAUCAUCGUCAUUCUUAUAAUCGUACUACUACUACUACUACAUUUUUAUUGAAUAUAGCUAUAAACAUACAACAAUAGCUUGCUCAAUAUUUGCUUUUAUUGCUGCCUUUGUCAAUGAAUUGAGACAGGAAAAAAAAAUUACAGGUAGAAGCAGCAGGUUUGAAAUGAAAUGAAUGGGUUUUUUUUUCGCUAUACCUUGCUGCGCCUGCUGCUGAUAUGUUGUGUGUAUUCUAAAUCACAAGUGUAUCUGUAUGCAUAAUAAUAAUAAUAAUAUAUAUGGAGAGGCAUCGACAACAACAACAAACAACAAUCAUUAAAUGAUGUUUCUAUCUACUUGAUUUAUGCUAUAUGGAUUGGGCUUGCUUUUUUGUUGUUGUUGUUGUUGCUUCGUAGUCGUCGUGAUAUAGGUGGACUCAAUUAUAAUUAUAAUCAUCAUCAUCAUCAUCGUAGUAGUCGUCAUCCAUU
This is a messenger RNA of Dermatophagoides farinae (American house dust mite), 2114 nucleotides long. RefSeq lists its product as uncharacterized. Gene Ontology annotation, molecular function: 1-phosphatidylinositol-3-kinase regulator activity. The record is from RefSeq and is a predicted model, not a curated record. Gene Ontology annotation, biological process: phosphatidylinositol phosphate biosynthetic process. NCBI's taxonomy places the organism in Eukaryota, Metazoa, Arthropoda, Arachnida, Sarcoptiformes, Pyroglyphidae. Gene Ontology annotation, cellular component: phosphatidylinositol 3-kinase complex.